AUGACGGCCAGCAAGUUUGCACUGGGUCAAUGUGUUCCUGAUAUCUGCACAAUGGAGCAGCCCAUACCUGUGGAGGCAGAUCGGCCAACAAUCAUUGACUUCCAUGGACUCCCUUUGACCAAAUAUUUCACUGACAACUGGGACGAUGUCCAGAGCUUCAAAGCAAGACAAGAUGACAUUCUCAUUGUUUCUUACCCUAAAUCUGGAAGCACAUGGCUUGCUUACAUUCUGGACCUUCUAUAUUUUGGCCAGACAUGUCCAGAGCGUCAGACAUCCAUCCCUAUUUAUUUGCGGGUGCCUGUACUGGGCCUGCAGAUACCUUCUUUUUUUUCAGGAAAAGAAGUGGCAGACGAGCUCCCUACAACUCCUCGUAUUAUGAAAUCUCACAGACCAGAACUGCAAGAAACCAAAAAGAUCAUCUAUGUGGCCCGUAAUGCCAAAGACACUGCAGUAUCCUAUUUCCACUAUAUGAGGGUGAGCAGUCUCCAACCAGCGUCAGGAGACUGGAGCACCUAUUUAAACAGGUUCAUGGAAGGAAGAGUGGUACAGGGAUCCUGGUACAACCAUGUGAAUAACUGGUGGGAAAAGAAACAGACUUACUCAAAUCUACAUUACAUGUUCUAUGAAGAUAUAAUUGAGGACCCUGAGCGAGAGAUCAACCAACUCUGUUCCUUUCUUGGAUUGUGCCCUUCUGCUGAGGAGAAGGAAAAAGUCUUGACUGACAUGAAGUUUGACACGAUGGCUCAAAACAAAAUGGCAAACUAUUUCAUGAUGUCCGCUUUCAAUCAGAAUGUUUCAGCAUUUUUGAGAAAAGGGAAAGUUGGUGACUGGAAAAGCCAUUUUACUGUGAGCCAGAAUGAGAUGUUUGAUGAAGACUACAAGCAGAAAAUGACGAAUCCUUCACUGCAUUUCCGUACUGAGAUUUAAAGAAAAUC
Molecule: messenger RNA, 935 nt
Organism: Thalassophryne amazonica
Lineage: Eukaryota; Metazoa; Chordata; Actinopteri; Batrachoidiformes; Batrachoididae
Product: cytosolic sulfotransferase 2-like
Exons: 9
Coding region: 1-927 (308 amino acids)
Biological process (GO): sulfation
Cellular component (GO): cytoplasm
Molecular function (GO): sulfotransferase activity
Source: RefSeq, a predicted model, not a curated record